Paramuricea clavata is the source of this 655-nucleotide messenger RNA. NCBI's taxonomy places the organism in Eukaryota, Metazoa, Cnidaria, Anthozoa, Malacalcyonacea, Plexauridae. The record is from the annotation of a GenBank genome assembly.
AUGGCGACAAAAUGUUAUCCACCCAAAGUGUUAAGAUUAAUGGGGAUGGCGCAAAAAUGUCCCGACUGGCAAAUUUUGUGGUUUUGUCAUUUUUCCAUCCUAUGUGAAGAAGAAAAAGUUAUGUCAGCUAAAGGUGAGUAGCAGUAACUAACAAAUUAGUUGCUAGCAUGCAAAAAACAAAAUCCUUAUGCCAGUUGUACAGCACUUUUGUUUCAUAACUCUCAUUUAAUAAUGGUAAUACAGUAAGCAAUAAAGUUUUUGACCUUCUGAGAUGUGUAUUUCAAGAUGCAAUGCUCACAAGUUAAUUCUGGUGAUAGACAGAGUAAAAUUGCCAUGGGUGAAGUAAGGGUAGGCCUUCAAAUCGUUUUAGAUUCACUUUUUCACAUUGACAAAAGCAACUAAAAGUUCUUUAAUAACCGGAGAGUAACUUUAAUGCAUUAUUUUAAGAAUUAAAAUAACAUAAAUGUAUUUGAAUUAUCAAGGUAUCCAUCCACUUGCAAUUAUAAAUAGCAAAGAAGACUAUAACGUUCUUCAAACAGCUGGAAGAGAAAUGUUUAAAGAAAUCAAUGAAUUAAUAAAUGCUGGCAAGAUAGAUGUCAAGGGGAAGGAAAUCAAAUUUCAAUUCUUCCUUGGUGGGGAUUAUAAGGCUUGUUAA